Messenger RNA from Penaeus vannamei (Pacific white shrimp), 2611 nucleotides. The record is from RefSeq and is a predicted model, not a curated record. Lineage: Eukaryota; Metazoa; Arthropoda; Malacostraca; Decapoda; Penaeidae.
CGUUUUCUCGUAAAAUCCCAGUGAGGCCGGAGAACCGAGAGGGAGCGUGCGCACAUUUUUCGCUCCGGCCUUCGCGACCUUGUAACUACACCUUUUUUAAAUAGCAAGUGCAGUGUGACAGCGCAAAUAUUAUGUGAAAUAUUUUUUUGUUCUUUGAAAAGGUCUUCCCCCGGAUGCCACUGUGGUCCUACCUCAUCGAUUCGGCUAACCUGUGCUCUAUAAAUUUACGAGUAAAACAAGAGAAAUUAAAGUUGACAGUAAAAAGGGGAAAAGGAGAUAAAGAGAAAAUACGAGGUCAUUCUGAGGUUUAGUGUCGAAGUGGUGUUAAUAUAAUAAUAAAAUCCAAUAUUCCACUAGUCAUAUCAAAACACCAAGAUGAUAAUGAUGCUGACUAGUGCAUCGCUGAAAAGUACACAAAUCUGAAAGGAAAAGAAAGAGAAAAUAUUAAUAAUAAUAUAGAUAUCUCUAAGAAUAUAUAUAUAAAUAAUUUUACCUCAGAACAUCAGGAGAAAGAAGCAAAAAAAAAAUAUUUAAAUCCUACCCGUCCCCCCUCUUUCCCAUCCAUUCCAAAAUAAAAAUAACGAAAAGAAAAAAAAUAAUAAAAAACCCCACCUUUAAAAAAAAAGGUCCUCACCCCCUUAAAACCCCAACCUAAAAUCACACACCUUAUCAUGGAAAUGGCAAACGACCUGCAAUAUACCAAAAUGGACAUGGCAAACGACCUCUUGUGUUGCGAAAAUGCCUCUGCCGACCUAGACAGUAAGUGCAAAGCCUAUUUUGACCCCGUGCUUCUGAAAGACGACAGAGUGUUGUUAAAUCUUUUGAACCUCGAGGAAAAAUAUAUGCCAAACUCCAGCUAUUUUUCGUGUGUACAAACCGAUGUGGAUCCAUACAUGCGAGAAGCGACGGCUCACUGGAUGCUGCAGGUGUGCCAGGAGGAGCGGCGGGAGGAAGAAGUGUUCACCCUGGCGAUGAAUAUGAUGGACCGGUUUCUCUCGCUGGUGACGAUCCGCAGACAGCAGCUGCAGCUCCUGGGGACCGUCUGCCUCUUCCUGGCGUCCAAGAUCAAGGAGUCGCCCCCGUUGGACCCCCACCUCCUGGCGCAGUACACGGCAGACUCGAUCACCGUGGAGGAGAUUAGGAAAUGGGAGUUGUUGGUCCUGACUCGGCUCAAGUGGGACUUGGCGGCCAUCACUCCGCACGCUUUCCUGGACCAGAUCAUCGCGCGACUGCAGCUCAAGCUCCCAGAAGCUCAAAUGCGUAUGGUCCGCGAGCACGCAACGUUUUUUAUCACAGUCUGCGCUACUGGACUGCCUGAAGGAGUGCCACCGUCAGAUCGAGAUCUGGACGCAGUCGAACGCGGAGUCGCUGUCCACGUCCACGUCACACCCGACAGACAUGCAGGAGGUCAUGUUCUGACGGCUGUCCCGACCCGCCGACCACUUCGCGAACCCUCGCCGUCACCCCGAGCCGUGGGCUGGGGGGGACGAGGACCCCCUGGGGCCCCGUGGGGUCAGCCCCAACACUGCCACAUCCUGCAGUCGGUGACCAGAGGCCUCGGAAACCUCCUCGCAGCACCGACCCCACCGGCGCGGCUGGCGCUGCCCGCCGGUGUCGGCGUGGGGGCCGCCGCCCCUCCUCGGGCGCCGCCCCCGCCACGCCUUCAUGUGCACAAGCUAGUCGGGUCGCUAAUUUAUAUCGGAUAAACAUUGACAUAAGCUACUGCUGUUGCCUCCGCUGCUCCCGGCAACCGUUCCAGCACGAGCACGCCCUUCCACUGACGUUCCGUGGCCCACCUCCCGGCGCUCAGCCCCCCGCGCCGCCGCCGCCCGGGCCCGGCCGAGCCCACAGCGCCCCCGCGGCCCCGGCGGCGCGCGCGCGCCCGGAGCACCGCGCCGAGAGCGACCUCAACGCCGGCUGAGAUCGCCACUGCCUUCGGAAUCGCCAAGGACUCCAUGCAUUUGUCUGAGGACUUCCUGUUCGUUAGGGGGACCAAGAAGCCGCCUGCCCUGAGGGCCUCCCGCGCCGCCGCCGGGAGGCCGAGUGCCGCCUGCCGCAGCCGCAGGCGACGGGAGGCGCGUGUGCGGCGCCAACGCCUCAGGCGCAACGGCACCAAAACUGUGAUUCCUUUUUUUACUAAUACUUACAUUAUACACACACAAAGAAAAAAAAAUCUACAAAAAAAUAUGAAACUGGAUUGUCAGACUACGUAUUAAGAUAAAUUUCGAUGUGAUAUAACAUUAGAGUGGAAACUUAAGGUUAAGGUCAGUUGACACGUAGGAUAGGAAGAGGCGCGAGGGAGGAGGGAGCUUCCGUCGCGUCUCGGGCGGAAGGAGGAAGGAAGGAAGGAAGGAAGGAGGGAGGAAGGAAGGAAGGAGGAAGGAGGCGCCGCGGAAGAGAGCGAACGAGCGGCGUGGGCGUCCGGCCGCGAAACCAGCGCAACCGGACGCCUAUGUAUUUUUUUUUUUCCUUUUUUUUCGGCUUUGCUUUUGUUUUAGAGUCGGAGAGAAAUUAAUUCAUAGCGAGACUAAUCAUUUUCUUCCGUUUUCCUCUCUCUCCUUUUUAUUUGAAAUAUUCACUCGAGGAUUUCCAUACUUCCUUUUAAAAUCAA